AGAUGUCUAAUGUUUGGUUGUGACUUGUGGUUGUGCUAACUUUGUGCAGAUGUCUCCUAAGAGAGCAAGGUAUACCACAAGAGCCACGAAGUCUUUCUCCACUACCCAAAACUUUGACCGCUCCUAUUUCUUAUCGGCGACAAAGGAAGGAUUUUAUCAAUCCGUCCUAGCACACAAGGAGUGUGUGAAGGAGGGAGGAGUCUUCUAUAGGGAUGGAAGGAGAGACCUCCUCAGCAUUCAAGAAGCCAUGGAGACGAGAAGGUGGGGGAGAUGGGUGAAUCUCAUUUCUAUUGCUUGUGAAGUAAUGGUUAGGGAGUUCUAUGCAAACACCUACUGUGAUGAUCAAGAUCAUAAACCAGAUCCCCCAACCUUUUCAUCUUGGUUCAGAGGAGAUGUUAUCCAGUGUGGAGCUGAGAAGAUUCGGGAGUUCCUUGGUCUUCUCACUGAGCAUGAAGAGAGAGCCUUUUCCCAUUGAAGCGCACCUUUCAUGAUUUGCUUUCGGACUAUUCUCUAGAGUUCCGGAAGGAUCUGAAAGUGGUGCUGGUUAGGCCCGGUCAAAAAUAGGAGAAGGAUGACAAAAAGGAUAACACCUUCUUGCUGAGACAGAACAUGGCACCGCUGGCUCGAGUUUGGGCUGAAUUCUUGCAGGAUUCGUUGUUUCCUAGCUCUCACAAAUAUGAAGUGAUAGCAGUGGUUCUGAUUGCCAUCUACUGCAUCAUUAGAGGACACCCAAUUGAUGUGGCGAGGAUUAUCUCUUACAGAAUUUACUCACACUACAAUGUGGGUAAGGACAUGACUCGACCCAUCUUUCCUCACUUGAUUUUUUCCAUGAUUCAUGAAGUCAGAGACAAGGCUAGGAGACCAAUAUUUAUCGUGCAGAAGAGGUUGACGGUUGCCCCUAUACUUAGCAAGGAUAGGGUGAACCAUCUUCACAAGAAAUGGAUGUCAAGGAUGCCUCAAGAGGAGGAAGAGGAAGAGGAUCCUGAGGAGCCAGCGGAAAAAGAGGAGAAUGAGGUAGUGACUCCACCGCGUGCUAACCCUCUACCUGAUUGGAUGAAGGUCGCUUUCGGGCGGAUGUUGUUGCGUCAAGAUCGCCUACAUAGGGAUCUUGACCUGUUUUGGAGGGGAGAGAGCACAUCGCAUCACAGGUAUAAUGGACCAUUGGAUCUUAAUACAUUGGAACAAGGGAUGAUCGAUUUGAGCAUUAUGCACGAUGCUGGAGUUCAUCCGGAGUAUGAUGAUGGAAGGGGUGAUCAUGGCCCCAUGGAGUGAUUUUGAUGAGGGACAUUUCAAUCAGAAAUUGGGACUUAGCAACGCUGAUUACUGGUCGGUCGGGUUUGUACUUUGUUUCAUCGAUCAGUCAACAUUCACUGCACUAAGUGGAAGUAGGUCUGUUUUUAAGUUGGAUGUCCUGACUCCUGAUUGUUUUCAUCUUUGUAACUGUUACAAUAGGUCAAUAGGACAAACCUGAACAACCACAUUAUGUAUUAGAUAUAGAUUUGUGUUUACUACUGGCGCUGGAUGGUUGCAUUAGCUUUGAUUCUUUGUAAGACCAAAGUGUUGUUAGGGUCAAACUUAAGUGUGAGUAUGUAUGUUGUUGCAAAUACUUACUUGUGUCCUGUACCUUGCCUGUCAUAGAAAUGAUAAUUGGUAAUGGCCAAACCAUUGGAGAUAUAGCUUAUAAACAAUUAACUUUUAAUGCUAGUUGACCUCUAUAA
Lotus japonicus is the source of this 1718-nucleotide messenger RNA. RefSeq lists its product as uncharacterized. Lineage: Eukaryota; Viridiplantae; Streptophyta; Magnoliopsida; Fabales; Fabaceae. The transcript is spliced from 2 exons. The record is from RefSeq and is a predicted model, not a curated record. The coding region runs from base 610 to 1272 and encodes 220 amino acids.